Dentiscutata erythropus is the source of this 508-nucleotide messenger RNA. NCBI's taxonomy places the organism in Eukaryota, Fungi, Glomeromycota, Glomeromycetes, Diversisporales, Gigasporaceae. The record is from the annotation of a GenBank genome assembly.
GUUAAAGCUGAAAUUAUGAAGUUAAAGGCCGAAUUCAAGAGCGGAAUUGAGGGGUUGGAGAAGAGUAGGACGGAUACUGUUGCCGAGAAUGCUAGGCGUGAUAUUGAGAGUGAUAAACUUAAGGCUAGAGUUGCCAAGUUAGAACAAGAUUCUAGACAGCCACAGAAUGAUUCACCUUUUGAGAAAGCUUUCAAUGUACCAGAAUCUGUAGCAGUCCAGCUCAAGAAGCAUAUGCCUUUUGGAGAGAAUGUGAAACCAGAAGCAUUACCAGAAGUGACUGUAGCUGCCAGCCCUUCACUUUGCAAUGAGGAUAGAAAGACCGAUGAAUUUCUAGAUUUGUUGCAAAAGAAAAAUGUUAGUGAUGGAAUAAGACAUAAAAAGCGGAAGGAAAAGCUUCAACAGGAGACGGUGGAGAAUCCAAAGGACCAAGAGGCACCCAUGAUUUCCCAGAAUAUUUCUUCUGUAAAAAACAUUCCAAUUCUUGAUAAUCAUACUCAUCUGGAAGAGG